AUGGCCCACGCUCAGCGGCCCAUCUAUCUCAGCUUGGCCUGGGCUUUGGUGGGCAGUCGCACCCGACCAGGCGCCGGUGGAGCCGCCGGACAUGGAGGGAUGGGCAGUGUUACCGGUUCCCGUCGAGGUGGAUGUGUUUUGACCUUUGGGCAUGGGGGUGCGAUGUCGUUUCAUGUUGGAGGAAUCGACGAUGGUGCGUCCAUGAGGAGUUUCUGCACUGAGGAGCUAACUUUGAAAACUCGGUUCCUUUCUGAGGAGCUUGGUAUAUUCUCCAAUGGAGAAGGCAUGUCAUUCGAUUCGUAUCCCGACGUCGCAUGCAAACGUCCCGCGGAGGUUGUGAGCUCUCCACACAUACGUGCCUGGAGCAGGAACGAGAUUCUCAUUUGCUUGGGGAUAUCUCCACAUGCACACACUGAGAAAGGGGCAGAAAAAAGCACACAUAUACAGGAAUUGGAACUGCAGAAGCGGUGGGGAUGA
Molecule: messenger RNA, 477 nt
Organism: Fimicolochytrium jonesii
Lineage: Eukaryota; Fungi; Chytridiomycota; Chytridiomycetes; Spizellomycetales; Powellomycetaceae
Exons: 2
Coding region: 1-477 (158 amino acids)
Source: RefSeq, a predicted model, not a curated record